UACUUUCUGCUGGUGCAUCCAUUAGCCACCUUCAAUUACCAGAUGAAAGUCUGUGUAUUUAUUAUUAUAAAUGCAAUAUUUUCCUUUGGAUGGGCAAUGUCUAGUUAUAUCCGCUGCUCCACACUGAUGAUAUUGCUGCUUAUCCUAACCCAAAGGACUGGUGCACUAACGACUGCCAUUGCUAUGAAAGCAAUCACCGGUGGCCCUGUUCCCAAUUUGAUGCAAAAUGUAGAGGCCCUGGUAAUGAGCUUUGAAUGUACAGGAGAGAUGACCCUCAACCACACGAAGAUGAUGUACACUUCAAUGAUGGAACCUGUAAAGAAGAUAUUUGAUCAGUUGCUGAAAAGAUCAUCGAAUUUGACAAAUGACACAAAAGAAAUAACCAAUGAUUUCAAAGAGAUAGAGGAAGAAGUUAAAAGCACUGAGGGAUAUGAUAAUGUAAGAGAACAAGAACUGAUAAGAGAAGAAACUGAGAGGAACAAAACAUUAAAAAUAAAUACUCAGAAGAAAUUUAGCCUGAAGACUUUCUUGCGCUGUGAGAGUCUCUUCGAAAUGGGCAUUGGCAAAUGUCAUGAAUGGUUUGACAAGAAAUAUGAUGACUGCAUGCAAACUAUAAUGUUACCUGUUCUCAAUCAUGCAUUGUGCUGGCCCAUGAAAUUAAAAUUUGUCUGCGGUGCUUUAAAUUGGUUUCUGCCAAUGUGCAAGAAGCACCUUCGUAUCGACCCAAAGUUUGGAGAUGUCUAUGACAACAUCAGUGAGGCUAUUGGCACAUUCAAGCAGAAUGUCACUAUAAAUGUUCAAAUUACAUUUAGAAACAAAACCUUAUUUGAUACGACUUUGAAGAACGUCAAGAAAAAUGUAACAGAAACAGUUGAAGGGACAGAAACACUUUCUCAGAAAGGUGUAAAACUUUUAAAGUUAGUUUUGUCUCUUCUCUUCCUCCAAUACUUUAGGAAUGCUUUUGGCUAUGUAAGCAAAUACAAUUCAGAUCUGCGGCAUGACAAUGUGUACAUAACAACGUACUUCAGAGAGAUCGAUGCUCGCAGGAGGAAGCAGGGAAAAAGGCACCUUCUACCGCUGAAAAAAGGAGAACGUGCUGAUUUAAUCUUCCCACUAAAGUUUGCCCUCCAGGGGCCAGAGAUGAAAGCAUUGGUUGGCGCUAUGAUAAAGAGCGUCCCAUUAAUUGCUAUUUGUCUCCUUAUAUUUGCACUGGAUUUGGGUGUGCAGAAUAUGAUGGAUAUUACUAACAAGCACUCCCAUAUUGAAUUCAACUUUGCCUUUAAACACAAUCUAGAAGUGAUUGUCGGUGGGACCGGAUUCCUGGCAAGAUUUCUCCGUAACACAAUUGGAAAUAUCAAUACAUCCUCUAAUGCGCUUCAUGUUACGGAUAAUACAGUUUGUCUGCCACAACCCAUUCGCCUGACUGCUGAGCAGUAUAUCGGCACUUGCCUGCUAUUGGCUGUGACACUGAUACUUCCAGUUUUCAAGGUAUACACGAGCCGACUCCGUAGGGUCCUGGCUGCUUACUUUUUCCCUAAGACUGAGAAACGGCGAAUUCUCCACCUCUAUAAUGAGUUACUGAGGUACAGGGAACUGUAUUUAAAUAUAAAGAGGAAGAACUUGAUGAUCACUGCCAACCAACACAGAAACUUUAUGAUGUCUAUACCUGGAAUGCUAUUCCGACAAAUGAAAUGGCUGAGAUUUAUUAUAAAGCGACGCUGCUUGGUUUGUAAUGCCAAGGAAACCAAAACCUCUUAUAUUUGCAAGACAUCAAACUGCGACACAAUCUACUGCCUCGACUGCUGGAAGGAGAUAAAGAAAUGCUGCUUUGUUUGCUUACCAGAUGAUUUGAUUGCAAAUUAUGCCUGUGAUGAGGACUAAUUCUACAGAUCUGCCUAUUUAGUCUAUAAGGAUCUAAAGAGAGAAAUGAGCAAGUCAGACUGAUCAAGCAGUUUAAGUUACUCUAUAUGAAUGGCUCACUGAUUCGCAGACCCUGAUAGGGAAGGGACUUAAAUGGAAGUGGGCAGGGUCUGGCGGAUCAGGGCGUCUGGCCUAAGUUAAUGUCAUCUGUGCUGAUCAGUUACGAUUAGGAUAGCAAUAUAGUACAUCUUGUAUGAAGCAAGUGAAUGAAUUACUGAAGACAAUUCACAGAUGGCAAAGUCAGACUUACAGAAAAUUUAGGCAUCAGAAAUAUAAAUCAGAAAGCAGAACUUGUCAACUGAACCCUGCCAAGGAUGCAAAAGUAUAGAGAUCCUUUUGGUGGGUCUAUUGAUUCCUCUACCCUUGUAGUCCAGAAGCUGAAGGGUGGUGGAUAAAGGGACCCCCCUAGCCUUGCUGCAAAGGGAGGUCUGAAGACCUUUGCCACAUAAAGUCCUACUGGACUGGAAGGAUCAAGGAUAAAGGGACCCCCCCCUAGCCUUGCAGCAAAGGGAGGUCUGAAGACCUUUGCCACGUAAAAUCCUACUAGCCUGGAAGGGCCAGGAAUAAAGGGGCACAGCCUAGUUUUCGGACAACGUUGUGCCUGAAGAUUUCUUCAUCUUUGUGGGGGGCCUUUUGGCCCAGGGAAUAACAUUUUCCCAUACCUAUGAUUUAAUAAACUUUUCUUAGGAAA
Molecule: messenger RNA, 2611 nt
Organism: Xenopus tropicalis (tropical clawed frog)
Lineage: Eukaryota; Metazoa; Chordata; Amphibia; Anura; Pipidae
Product: E3 ubiquitin-protein ligase DCST1
Exons: 14
Coding region: 43-1881 (612 amino acids)
Cellular component (GO): membrane
Source: RefSeq, a predicted model, not a curated record